AUGGCGAGAAUGCCUGCCAGCGGAGACACGGACCAGGAGCAGAUGAGCUGCCCCGAAGAGAGCAGGGGUGAGGAUAAUGAGGAUGAAGAUGAAGAUUUUAUCCAGGAGGUCCAGAUCACGGGGGAGGAGGAGGAGGACGAGGACUCCGACAGAGAUGGUGUGGAGCUGGAGUGGGAGUCAGGGAGCACUGUGCUGGACUCCGCCGCGGAGACUCGAGCGGUCGUUAUGCGGAGUAUGGACCAGGGAGAGGCGGAUCCCUUCAGCAGCAGCAUCCCCACUGGGCUGGAGCCUUACCUGGAGGGAGACCUUCAGCGGACGGAGCGGAACAGGCUGAGCGAGAACACCCGCCUUGCCACCCGGUAUGCGGUAAGGAUCUUCAGGGAGUACCUCAGUGAGAAAGCCCAAAGUCCGGACUUUGAAACUCUGGACAAGGAGGCGCUUUGCGCGGUGCUGCGCUCCUUUUACGCAGAGGCGCGCUCUAAAAGUGGACAGCUGUACAGCAAGUCCUCCCUCAUCAGCAUCCGGAGCUCGCUGAACCGGUACCUGAACGAACCGCCCUAUUGUCGCACCUUAGACCUCACCAAGGACCCCGAACUGCGCAGCGCCAACCUGACCCUAGCCGCGGUUAUUCGGAGGCUGGAGGAGCAAGGCGCCGGUCCCGUGGUGCAGAAACAAGCCAUCACGCGCUCAGACCUGCGGAAACUGUAUGAGUCCUCGGUGUUCAACACCGACACGUCGUUCGGGCUCCUUAACAAAGUCUGGUUCGAGACUUGUAUGUAUUUUUGCACCAGGGGCCGGGAAAACCAGCGGGAACUGGAAGAGGACUCGUUUGGCCUGGCCGUGGACGAGGAUGGGAGAAAGUUUGUUUAUUUUAAAGCUCUCGGACCAUAUCACAAGUCCCGGUCCACCGCUUGGACCAAGAAGCGUCCGGACGCAGACGAGGACACCUUACCGCGGAUGUACGAGACGGGCACGGAGCAGUGCCCUUACGCCAGCUUCGUCCGGUAUCUGUCCAAACGGAACCCUCUCUGCAGGGCUUUCUUCCAGCGGCCCCGGGACCACUGCUGCGCGAGCGACGUGACGUGGUAUGAGAACAAAGCCAUCGGUAAGAACCUGUUGGGCACGAGAAUGCAGAUGUUGUCGCGCGCUGCCAAGCUCUCCAAGACCUACACCAACCACUGCAUCGGUGCGGUCUCUAUAGCAACGCUGAACAGCAUCGUAGGCGCCGCAGGCUCCAGGCCGACGACGACGCUUUAUGUUGCCACGGAAACGGUGAACGGUCACGCGCAGUCCCACCUCCAGCUCGUGAUCCCAUACGUCCGCCGUGUAGCCGAUUCUGCCGAGGGGAAGCCGCAGCGCUCAGAGACAGAAACAUUUUCUGCAACCAUAAACGCGACCCUCUCAACAACAGAGACCAGAUCCAGCACCGUGGAGGACUCAGAGGCUCCUCGCGCCAAGAAGCUGUGCGUGCGCUCCAUGACGAGUGCGGAUUCUCCCGUGGAUCAGGACGAGAGGGAGCCGGCGGUGCCUGCGAGAACCAAGGAGCCCCAUGCUGAUCCGAACUCCACUGUUGGGUCUCUGGUCGCUCCACCCACACGGGAAAGCCCCGGAGGCAGCAGCAAUAUGUCAAGUCAGCAGCUGGUCUCUGUGUCUCCUGUCUCUCCUCUGGGCUCUGCAGGCAUCCCCACACCUGCCAAGCUCACCAAAACGAAUGCACCUGUCCACAUUGAUGUAGGAGGACACAUGUACACCAGCAGCCUGUCCACGCUCACAAAGUACCCUGAGUCACGGAUCGGUCAUUUGUUUGAUGGAACAGAGCCCAUCGUGUUGGACAGCCUAAAGCAGCACUACUUCAUCGAUCGUGACGGCCCAAUGUUCCGCUACAUACUAAACUUCCUUCGCACCUCAAAACUCCUGAUCCCUGAUGACUUCAAAGAAUAUUCCCUACUGUAUGAAGAGGCCAGUUUCUUCCAGCUAGCUCCUCUGCAGGCAGAGCUGGAACGCUGGAGGACAGAGCGGGAAUGUGGUGGGGUGUGUCAGGAGUGUGAGUGUGUCAUGAUUCAUGUGGCUCCAGAGCUCGGUGAGAGGAUCAGUGUGAGUGCCCACCAGGCUGUGAUCGAGGAGGUUUUUCCCGAGGUCAGAGACAUCAUGUCAAAUACCCUUAACACCAACUGGAACCAAGACACCACAUAUAUCACUCGUUUUCCUCUCAAUGGUUACUGCCACCUGAACUCUGUCCAGGUGUUGGAGCGGUUACAGCAGAGAGGGUUCUGGAUCACAGGCUCAUGUGGUGGAGGUGUGGACUCUUCACAGUUUAGUGAGUACAUUUUACAGAGGAAGGGACGUGAUAGUCAAAAAAACCUUCCAACCCUGAUCAGAAUCAAACAGGAACUGGACUGA
Molecule: messenger RNA, 2400 nt
Organism: Cheilinus undulatus (humphead wrasse)
Lineage: Eukaryota; Metazoa; Chordata; Actinopteri; Labriformes; Labridae
Exons: 5
Coding region: 1-2400 (799 amino acids)
Biological process (GO): protein homooligomerization
Molecular function (GO): protein binding
Source: RefSeq, a predicted model, not a curated record